This is a messenger RNA of Psammomys obesus (fat sand rat), 882 nucleotides long. RefSeq names its product coiled-coil domain containing 71 like (gene Ccdc71l). The record is from RefSeq and is a predicted model, not a curated record. The transcript is spliced from 2 exons. NCBI's taxonomy places the organism in Eukaryota, Metazoa, Chordata, Mammalia, Rodentia, Muridae. The coding region runs from base 301 to 882 and encodes 193 amino acids.
CCUCAGGCGGGCCCAUUUAAAGAAAGGCGGAGGGCGAAGGGAGGCAAGAGAAGAAAGAGAAGCCAGGGGAGGGGGCGGGCGCCGUCCAAUGACAAAGCCCCGGGGUGGGCGCCCGCCGCCGCCGCCAUCUUGAACCGGGCGGCAGGACCUCCAGCGCGUCCUCCGCCCCGAGGGGGAGGGGCGGCGAGGCGAGCGAAGUAGCGAGCGGCGCCGGGCGGAAGGCGCCGGCAGCAGCAGGCGGGCGGCGCCGCGGAGCGGGGCGCGGGCGGGAGGCGGCGGGCGGCCCCCGAGCGGCCUCCGAUGCGACGCGGCGCGAAGAGGCGGCGGCGCCGGCCCCGGGCCGCCUGGGGCGGCGGCGGCGACUGCGGAGGGGAAGGAGGGGCCGGGCUGGAGGCGCCGGAGGAGAAGGUGGUGUACUCGCGGUCGCAACUGUCGCUGGCCGGCAGCACCGAGGCGCUGGGCGACGCCUUCAAGCUCUUCAUGCCCAGCAGCACGGAGUUCAUGAGCUCGGAAGCGGAGCUCUGGAACUUCCUCUGCAGCCUCAAGCACCAGUUCUCCCCGCACAUCCUGCGCAGCAAGGACGUCUACGGCUACUCCUCGUGCCGGGCGCUGGUGCCCGACCUCCCGGCGCCCGCCGGCCGCCCCGCGCGCCGGCCGCGCCCGCGCGCCACGGAUACCCUUUCCUUGGGCCACAGUUACAUCUCAGAGCUGUGUGAUUCCUGUUCCCCGUGUCUCAGGAUGCACUUCCACUGGGAUACCUCCCCUUCUCAGAGCGGUGUGGUUCCUAGGAUCCUGAGUCCCAGGACUCCUCCCCAUAUGAGCAGGAAGGCCAACAGCGUCAGCAGUUCCAGUUUGGUUGCUGAAGGCCUGAAGGAUUCCUGA